Mauremys mutica (yellowpond turtle) is the source of this 4170-nucleotide messenger RNA. It is a transcript of the gene PTGER3, whose product is annotated as prostaglandin E receptor 3. Bases 478 to 1620 code for a protein of 380 amino acids. Lineage: Eukaryota; Metazoa; Chordata; Testudines; Geoemydidae. Gene Ontology annotation, cellular component: plasma membrane. The transcript is spliced from 3 exons. Gene Ontology annotation, molecular function: prostaglandin E receptor activity. Gene Ontology annotation, biological process: phospholipase C-activating G protein-coupled receptor signaling pathway; intestine smooth muscle contraction; inflammatory response. The record is from RefSeq and is a predicted model, not a curated record.
GGCAGGAACAACCUGUAGGAGGAAAAAUGUGACCAGGAGCGGAAGGCUCUGUGGCAACUCUGCUCCCCGUAGCACGGUCGGAACAGCCGCCCCAGGCGUGACGCGGCGCCCAGCGCGGGCCAGGCUAGAGCUGCCCAUGCCGGGGCUGGGCGGACUGUUACCGCCGUUACCUGGAAACCGGCUGCGGAGACAAGCGGCACGCGGCGGCUCGCGCGCGGGACCCUGCCUGUGGCAGCCCCCCUUCCCGCGCCGCGCCGGUUAGCUGGACGCGAGCCGCCCCGCUCGCCAGCCUCUCGGGGGAGGGACGCCCCCCAGCGGAGCUGGAUGAAUGAAGCCCCGGGGCCCCGCCUCCUCUGCCUUAUAGCUCGGCGGCUGGUCCCUUCGGCCCACUGAGCUCCUCGCCAUGGGCUGGGGCAGCGCGGCCGCGGCUGGGCUGCUGCUGCGGCGGCGGCUCCGCUCCCGCGCCAAGCCGGCGGCAUGACGCCCCCCCAGUUCUGUGUGGGGGGCCGCUUCAACCACACCGCUCCCAGCAUGUGGGGCGGCGCCAGCGCCCCGCGGGGGGCCGACAACGGCACGGCGCGCGCCGCGGAGGGGUGCGGCUCGGUCUCGGUGGCCUUCCCCUUGAGCAUGAUGCUGACGGGCACGGUGGGCAAUGCCCUGGCCAUGCUGCUGGUGUCCCGCGCCUGCCAGAGGAAGGAGAACACGCGGAAAAAGUCCUUCCUGCUGUGCAUCGGCUCCCUGGCGCUCACCGACCUCACCGGCCAGCUCCUCACCAGCCCCGUGGUCAUCGCCGUGUAUCUGGCCAACAGGAACUGGCAGGAGCUGGACCCCUCGGGCAACCUGUGCGCCUUCUUUGGGUUCUGCAUGACCGUCUUCGGCCUCUGCCCCCUCUUCAUCGCCAGUGCCAUGGCCGUCGAAAGGACCCUGGCCAUCAGAGCGCCUCACUGGUACGCCAGCCACAUGCGAACCAGGGUGACCAAGACUGUCUUGCUCAGCAUCUGGCUGGCGGUGUUUGCCUUUGCCCUCCUGCCCAUAGCUGGCUUAGGGCAGUACACCCUGCAGUGGCCAGGCACCUGGUGUUUUAUCAGCACCGGGGACAACCAGGCUGUGGGCAACACCUUCUUCGCUUCAGCCUUUGCCUUUUUGGGACUUUCCUCUCUGAUCGUCACCAUGGCGUGUAACUUGGCCACGAUCAAAGCUUUAGUGGCUCGGUGCAGGACCAAACCCUCAGCGUCUCAGUCCAGCAAGCAGUGGGGGAGAAUCACCAUGGAAACACUGGUCCAGCUGUUGGGGAUCAUGUGUGUUCUCUUUGCUUGUUGGUCACCACUGUUGAUUAUGAUGUUGAAAAUGAUCUUCAGUCACAAGUCGGUUGAACACUGCAAGCCAUCUGACAACACAGUUCAAAGCAUAGAACUGCAGAAAGAAUGCAAUUUCUUCUUGACGGCUGUCCGCUUGGCCUCACUAAACCAGAUCUUGGACCCCUGGGUUUAUCUGCUAUUAAGAAAAAUUCUCCUCCGAAAGUUUUGUCAGGUAGCAAAUGCUAUCUCCAGUUGUUCUAAUAAUGGAUGGAAAGGGCGACCUAUCAUGUUAACAGAUGAAAUCAGACAGACAGCAGCAUGAAAGAAUAUUGAUACACCUUGCAUGCAAAUUACUUUUGACAAGUAGUCUUAAGCCUUACUGUGAAUUUGGGCAUCUGUGGCGUGCCGGUGUCUCCACAUAACUAAGCAUAGUAGUACUUUUGAAUGGACUUAGAAUGCCAGACAAUUAUGUAUCUGGUUUGCCAACAAUACAUAAAUAUAAACAAAGGAGUAUGGCCUAUUAUUAACAGUUACCUAAAAUUAUCAUAGCUAAAACCAUUCAAGCUAAAGAAUAUGACUUUUUUUCUGCCAUAUACAUCAUGUUUUCUGGGGAUUUUUGUUUCUUUGAAGGAGAAGAAUCAAUAAUUUUUAUGUCAGGUAACAUUUGAGACACAGAUUCAACAGCUUAAGUUAUUGAAAAGACUCGUUACUGUACUUAAUUUUGACUCUAAGCUUAUCUGCUAGAUCCAGAUAUUAUUCCUACCUCCUUUUUUGGGGAAAAUGCAAGAGACUUGAGGAAAAAAAUAAUAGGAGUCCUUUCCUUUCUUUAGAUUUCAGUGAUUUGUUAGAAGAAUUGCCAGUGUCGUUGUGUAUAAUAAUGGUGUUCUCUUUCAAGUGCUGAAAGGCAGCAGGAGUCGUUGAUACAUGGGCUUACCAUGGAACAGCUGUUCACCAGCUUAUGUAUCGCUAAAGCUAGAUAGCUACUCGGAAAAAUAAAACAACUCCUGAAUAUGUAACAGAUGUACAAAACCCGCCAAAUGAGACUAAUUAACCCAGGAUCUAUGAUGUGCCCCGGUAACAAGGCAGAGGACAUCUAACAGCGGUCUAAGUGAGGAAGGCAGCAUGUUUUGACAUCAGAAAUAUUUUUUUCCAGUUAGCAAAUCUCCCUUCUGGUUUGCAUGCUUUUUGUCUGGGUAUUUCUAUCUUAGCCAAUUUCUGUGAUGUCCCUCUCGCAAAUGUUAUGUAUUAUAUUCAUAUUAAUGUGCCUAUCAUUAAAAAGAAGGCUGUUUCAGGAAUAGCUAUAUAAACAGAUCAUUUACAAAUGAACGCUGCUCUUAGGACACUACUUAGACUAAUGUGAUCCAAUAAGAACACCGUCUUAAUAAUUUAGUGUCAUACCUAAGAUGGAACCAAAGACACACCUUUUAAAAGCAGAUCCAUUAUUCUUCAAGGCAUAUUAGGAUAGUCAUUUAUUCACAUCCAUACAAUAUGUCUUACAAGACAUAGAGCUUAAUUCUGCUUGGACAUGCACAGCUCAGUAGGUUUGCACUAGUGCAAAAAAGAGUGGAAUUUGGCUGAUAUGCUGAAAAUCAGAAACAUACCCUUCAGCUACAAGAGGUUUACACCAGUGUAACUGAGAUCAGAAUUUGGCAUUCAGUGCCUUCUAGGUAAUAGAACAGAAUACAAUAAACUAGAACUACAGUGUCCUGGCCAACAUUUGCAAUCUGAAUAAAACAAGAUCUACUGUCCAACACUCUACAGGAGAUAACAUUGAGUACAAUGACCGUAUGUGCCUACACAGCGUCUGCCCUACGAGUGUCUAGAGCUCAUUACUGAUAAGCACUUUAGGAAAUACUGAGUGAGAAAGAUACUGUAUAAAACCAAAUGAUCCCUUACUCUCUUUGAAAGAAGUGCCAUGUGCCAUUUCAUGCCAAAAGACUUCUGUUAAAAGGCUGUUUUUCUGUUCAAGAGAUUAGCCUCAUUCAGUUUAUACACAUUAGCCAUUUUUCAGAAAUUUGUCCUUUGUGAAGUGUGUCAGAGUGACCUCAGUUAUUUGAGUGAAUUGUGCUCUGCUGGACUUUUCUGUCAGUCAAUAGCCGAACAGCAGCCUGGUACAAUAGUGUAGCAAGGGUGCAAAAAGUCUAUGAGAUUGAGUAAUUUUUGUCCUAAUAUCACCACUGGGCAAACAUUAGUUUUUCAUCUAGACUAACAAUGAGAUAUGCAAUGGCAAUAUAAGAACUGCUGAAAUGUAAAGAUAGUUUAAACUAAUUGUUGAAGGGAACCAGAUAUGGGCAUUAUAAUGCUCAGAAUAAUCUCAUCCAUUUGCACUCGUUAUUAAAACAGUUCCUUUAUUUAUUUUUUAAUUUAGAGAAAAGAGGGAUCAUAUCUGUCUUUGGGUGCAGUAAUAUGAAGAAUUGCAUUUUAUAAACCAAGAAAGUCUGAGAGAUUAUUUGCAUCUUAUUUGUUUAUAGCAAAAGAAUUUAAGCAUUAUUUGCCAGGCAUGGCCUUUAUGACAUGACUGGCAACUGAAGCACUUUCUUAAAUGAAUUCAAAGAUCUUUAUCAGAAAUGUAAUUAUUUGUUUUGUUUUCCCAUUUAUCUGGUUCUGCGGGGAAGAUAUUUUUGCUGUAUAUUUUUGCAGAUGCCUUCUACUUUAUUCUAAAUGUAUGUAAAUUUCACUACAGUCGUAUUUCGAAGAUCCAUUUUGAUAAAAUGAUGUACUUCUGCCAGAGACAUUGUAGAAACUGUGGUGUAUGGUUGAAUUCUUUUGAUAUAAUUUUGUUGGCAUUCAAAACACAGCCUGUUGGUGUAUUGAGUGUGUGUGUGUUGUAUUUGUCAAUGCAAAAUAAACAUUUAAAAGUUCAGCAGAAUAA